AGCUCGGAUAAGAAAAUUACGCCAUCGGAAGACAAAAUUAUGUAACUCUGUCUCCUAACAACCGGUCGCAAACGGUUCAUACCCAGAAGAGUUUGAUUGACAGGCUCUGUGCGAGCCUCUAUAUAAGAGCAGGGAGGAGGGUGCCUCAGUCACUGUUGUGCCGCAAGUCCUGCAGACUGUGGAUGUAGUGAACCAAAGUGGACUUACGCUUUUUACGCACGAGGUUUAAAGGAGAUACUACUUCUCAUUCAUUUAAUCAUCGGCUUUUUUCCCUCCCGAUUUCAUCCUUUUUUUAUUUUCUUAUUGUCGGAUAUCUGACCGAAUUUCAAAAUAAAGGCUGCAUUCGUCAGGAGAUAUGAUACUCAGGAGAAGUCUCUUGCUGCUCCUAUCAUUUACUUUCCUCCACGCAUUAACUCAAGAUGGUGAGCAGGAGGAUGAGACAGCGUUCGACUUGUUUGAAAUCUCCCAAAUCACUCGCAGGACUCUGGGGGCCAAACAGUUCCGGGGCCAAAACUCAGAUGCCCCUGCUUACCGCUUCAUCCGUUUCGACCACCUGCCCCCAGUGAGCCCCCCCAUACUUAAACAAAUACUACGUCAGAUCCAAAACAAUGAGGGCUUUGUGUUUGUGGCCAGCAUACGCCAGGACCGCGCCUCACGGGGCACCCUGGUUGGUUUGGAGGGCCCUGAUGGCCGGCGGCAAUUUGAGAUUGUGUCCAACGGACGGGCCAACACUCUGGACCUGGUAUACUGGUUUGAUGGCUCCCAGAACGUGGUUUCAUUCGAGGAGGUGGACCUGUCUGACUCACAGUGGAAGAAUAUCACACUUCAUGUUCAUGGGGAAAAUGCAAACCUGUUUGUGGGCUGCAACCUGAUAGACAGCUUCAUCCUGGACGAGCCUUUCUAUGAGCACCUGCCGGCCGAGGGAAGCCGCAUGUAUGUGGCGAAGGGAUCCGUCCGGGAGAACCACUUCAGGGGGCUUCUGCAGAAUGUGCGUUUCAUCUUCGACACCACAGUAGAAGACGUCCUGCUGAGCAAAGACUGCGAGGUCCCUAAACAAGAUGAUGCUAAUAUUGUGAGUGAGAGCGCGGAAAUCGUGGAUGUGAGUCCCUCCAUCACUACAAAUAUUAUUGGUCAGAAGACAGAUGAUGUGGGCGCAGAAAUGUGUGAGCGGUCCUGUGAGGAACUUAGCACCAUGUUCCAGGAGCUAAAAGGCCUACGAGUUGUUGUCAGCAAUCUUAUUGAUGGCCUGCAAAAAGUGACAGAGGAGAACACCGUCAUGAAGGAGGCCCUUGGGAGGAUGAAGAACUCUAAGGAGAAAAACAUGUGCUGGCAGGAUGGCCGCCUGUUCGACGAUAAGGAAGACUGGGUUGUAGACAGCUGCACCAAAUGUACCUGCCAGGAGUCCAAGAUUGUGUGUCACCAAAUUACAUGCCCCCCAGUGGCAUGUGCCAGCCCGUCAUUUAUCGAUGGCGAGUGCUGCCCCGUGUGUUUGCCUCAAGACAGUGAUGAUGGCUGGUCCCCCUGGUCAGAGUGGACGGAGUGCACAGUGACCUGCGGGACAGGAACUCAACAGAGGGGUCGGUCAUGUGAUGCAACCAGCAACCCUUGCACCGGACCUUCCAUCCAGACCCGCAAGUGCAGCCUGGGCAAAUGUGACAGCCGUGUUCGCCAGGAUGGAGGGUGGAGCUUGUGGUCGCCAUGGUCGUCCUGCUCAGUGACCUGUGGAGAAGGACAGAUCACCAGGAUACGACACUGCAACGCUCCCGUGCCACAACUGGGAGGUAAAGACUGUGAGGGAAGCGGAAGAGAGACUCAACGCUGCACUGCCAAUCCCUGUCCCAUUCAUGGUGGUUGGGGUCCUUGGUCUCCAUGGGCAACCUGUUCAGCAACAUGCGGAGGGGGACUGAAGAGUCGGGCUCGUGUGUGCAACAGUCCUCAACCUCAGCAUGGUGGCAAUAAGUGUGUAGGGGAGGCCAAUGACAGUGACAGCUGUAACAAAGAAGAAUGUCCUAUUGAUGGCUGUCUGUCAAACCCAUGCUUUGGGGGAGUGGAUUGCAACAGCUCUCCAGAUGGAUCCUGGGAGUGUGGCCCAUGCCCUGUUGGUUUCCGUGGAAAUGGUACCCACUGUGAAGACAUCAAUGAGUGUGACAUGGUGUCUGAUGUUUGCUUCAAAGUGAGUGGAACGCAGCGCUGUGUCAACACUGAUCCAGGUUUCCACUGUCUGCCCUGUCCGAAGCGCUACAAGGGCACCCAGCCUUUUGGUAUGGGUGUGGAGGCUGCCAAGAAGAACAAACAGGUGUGUGAGCCAGAGAACCCAUGCAAGGACAAGACCCACAACUGUCACAAAUACGCCGAAUGCAUCUAUCUCAGCCACUUCAGUGACCCUAUGUACAAGUGUGAGUGCAGGACUGGUUACGCUGGAGAUGGCUUCAUUUGUGGAGAAGACUCGGACUUGGAUGGCUGGCCCAAUCAGAACCUUGUGUGUGGUGCCAACGCCACAUAUCACUGCAAGAAGGAUAACUGCCCGAGCCUUCCCAACUCUGGACAAGAAGACUUUGACAAAGACGGUCAAGGAGAUGCUUGUGACAAGGAUGACGACAAUGAUGGAAUUCUAGAUGAGAGGGACAACUGUCCCCUCCUUUACAAUCCUCGCCAGUUUGACUUUGACAAGGAUGAAGUUGGCGACCGCUGCGACAACUGUCCCUAUGAACACAACCCCGCUCAAAUAGACACCGACCAGAACGGAGAAGGGGAUGCAUGCGCAAUUGAUAUUGAUGGAGAUGAAAUUCUGAAUGAGAGUGACAACUGCCCCUAUGUGUACAACACUGACCAGAAGGACACUGACAUGGAUGGAGUUGGUGACCAGUGUGACAACUGUCCAUUGUUGCACAACCCUGACCAGACUGAUGUAGACAAUGAUCUGGUCGGAGAUCAGUGUGACAAUAACCAGGACAUUGAUGAAGACGGCCAUCAGAACAACCUCGAUAACUGUCCUUAUGUAGCCAACGCCAACCAGGCUGACCAGGACAAGGAUGGCAAAGGAGACGCAUGUGACUAUGAUGAUGAUGAUGAUGGUAUACCUGACGACAAGGACAACUGCAGACUGACACCCAAUGCAGACCAGCUGGACUCUGAUGGCGAUGGAAGAGGGGAUGCCUGCAAAGAUGACUUUGACAAUGAUAGUAUCCCAGAUAUUUAUGAUGUGUGUCCGGAGAACAGUGGCAUCAGUGUCACAGACUUCAGGAAAUUCCAGAUGGUCCACUUGGAUCCUAAGGGAACCACUCAAAUUGAUCCCAACUGGGUGGUCAGACAUCAGGGCAAAGAGUUGGUUCAGACUGCCAACUCUGACCCAGGCAUUGCAGUAGGUUUUGAUACGUUUAACGCUGUGGACUUCAGUGGAACGAUGUACGUGAACACAGACAGAGAUGACGACUAUGCAGGCUUUGUGUUCGGCUACCAGUCGAGUGGGCGCUUUUAUGUAGUUAUGUGGAAGCAGAUCACACAGACUUACUGGGAGGAUAAGCCCUCAAAGGCCUUCGGCAUCUCUGGCGUUUCACUCAAAGUCGUCAACUCGACCACUGGUACAGGAGAAAACCUCAGGAAUGCUUUGUGGCACACGGGCAACACUCCAGGACAGGUGCGUACUCUGUGGCAUGACCCCAAAAACAUUGGUUGGAAGGAUUACACAGCUUACAGGUGGCAUCUCAUCCACAGACCAAAGACUGGUUUUAUAAGGGUUGUGGUCUAUGAAGGUAAACAGAUCAUGGCUGACUCAGGACCAGUUUAUGACAAGACAUUUGCCGGAGGAAGGUUAGGUUUGUUUGUCUUCUCGCAAGAGCUGGUGUUCUUCUCCGACCUCAAGUAUGAGUGCAGAGAUAAGCCGGAGUUGCCAACAGCGUUCAUCAGAUAACUGAAUGGAGUCUGAUCGAGAAAAAAAAACGUUUUUUUUGAAGAAAUGAACCUCUGAAAGUAAACAUCACGUCAUCACUAAAUCCAAAUCUACGUAAAUGAGACUUUCCAUACUUCUCCAUGCUUCGCCUUGAUCCAUCCACUGGGGAGGAAACCAUGGCGGAUUUCAGAUUUCCUGUUGACUUAUGUACAUUUCCCAAGCUGGGAAAGAAAAACUGACGAUCUUAAAAAAAAAGCAGAUUAUCUAAUUAUAACAAAUGUACCAAUUUCUACAUUUUAAAGGUUUUUAUUGUACAACCACUUACAUGCUGUAUAUGCUUUCCUGCAGUUUCUUGUAACUUGUAAGUGAUCCGGUUGUUUUCUAUCCUUAAUACGUUUUAAUGUGUUUGGGAUCAUUCAUGGCUAAUCAAACAGUGUCUGACAAACAUAAACUGUAACCAAAGCAUAAUCAUUUAGCUGUCCAUUACUAUAUUGCUCAUUCUUUUCAUCCUGAAUGUGUGUUUUUU
Centropristis striata (black sea bass) is the source of this 4415-nucleotide messenger RNA. It is a transcript of the gene thbs2a, whose product is annotated as thrombospondin 2a. Gene Ontology annotation, biological process: negative regulation of angiogenesis; cell adhesion. The coding region runs from base 356 to 3910 and encodes 1184 amino acids. The record is from RefSeq and is a predicted model, not a curated record. The transcript has 23 exons. NCBI's taxonomy places the organism in Eukaryota, Metazoa, Chordata, Actinopteri, Perciformes, Serranidae. Gene Ontology annotation, cellular component: extracellular region. Gene Ontology annotation, molecular function: calcium ion binding; protein binding.